GUAACAAUCUAGGUCACAGGUGUCAAUUAAGUGCAAAUAGUACACAACAAAAAUAAAUAUGAUGAUAUAGAAUAAUCUAGCUCACAGGUGUCAAUUGAGUUCAAGUAGUACACAACACCACCCUGGGACAUUAUUGUAAUUGACUGCAAGUAAUGGAAAAAUAAAUGUCAAAGCUACAGAUCAGAAAAUUCUAAAUACCGUUUUUAACCGCAAAAUGGCAGACAACGGACGUAACUGAUGCGAAGUGUCGAUACGUGUAUUGGUUGUAUAACAAUACAUUUAUUCAUCCAUGCGCAACAUUCUGCAGAAAUCCAAUAAUUCAAAAAACCAUCUUCACCUCUCACAACCAAGACAUAAACCUAAAAGACUCUACUGAUGGCGCGAAAUGGCCAAAAGUCUAAAGAAAAAGAAACAGGGAAAAAGAACGUCUGUUUCAGAUUACCCAAUCUCAUUUGAAGACGAAUUAUGUUUUCGCCUAGAUAGACAGUGGUUUUCUUUCGGUACUAACAUUGGGUUUGAACACAGUACUUUGGUCCAGCUACAUGGCUUGUAUCCACAGAAUCCAAAGAAAUGUGCUAAGUGCAUGCUUCAGAAAUGGAACACCGUGGUAGUGAAACACACAUUAAAAUGUGUUCCUCUGUUGUAUUUUGGUCUGACGGAAGUCAAUCUUACAGAUUUAGCAGACGAUCUUCUUAAAGCAGCAAAAUCUGAUAAACCAGAAUCUAAGCAUGAGAGUAUCUGGAAUGACCUUCUCAUGGAUUUGAAAAAGAUUUCCUUUACUAUGGAACCAGAACAGGAAGAUAAAGAAACAAAGGCCAAGGAUGGGGAUACAUAUGUCUUCAAAGACUGUAGUAAUAUUGUUAUUGGGCAGGGAUCAAAGCUUACCGUGAAUCAGGCGUACACAGAGCUUGAGAACCCGAGAGGUAAGCAGAAAAAGAAAGAUGCCAUUCUUCUUGGUAUGCUGCAAAGUAUUUUGUAUCCGGAUGAAUCUGAAGAACCAAAGGCAAUGAAUUUACAAAAGCUAGAGACUGUUUUCACCAAGUUAUUUGGGACAUUUAAAAAUGACAAAAAGACAUUUCGUCAGGUAUCGGGAGUUAGGUUGAAAUCUUUUCUGCAAAAGUAUCCACUGAAGUUUAAGUGCACGAAAGAAAAGAGGUCUGGAUAUAUCAUUACAUUCAUUCCAGGAGAUGAUAAUUGGCAUGAUUGCUAUGACUUUGACAGAUUAAGUAUCGCAUCUCAUUCCGAACAUUGUGCUAGAGAUGUUUCACGACAAAGUUCGGUUGGAUCUGGGCAUUUUCUAGAUCCUAAACCAGAAGUUGAAGAAUCAACAGAUGAUGGAUGGAAAUGUGUGAAACACAAAAUGUAUGAUAAAAAGAAAUCAAAGCAUGUAGACGAGAACGAUCCAUUUCCACCCUUGCCUCACAGCAGAAGAGUAUCAGAAAAACCAACAUUUCAGAAAUCCUAUGCAAGCGUAACAUUGAACACAAACCGAAUUGGGAAAAGUUGGAAAAAACAUUCUGCAUCGUUGUCUCCUGAACUUAAACAAAUACCGAGGAAAACAGAGUUACCAAUGUGCUCAAUUCCAAAUGGAGGGGUAACCUCUGAUAUGAAAGAAUUAUUUGCUUAUCUGAAUAACUUUAAAGCAGGGCAUUUUGUGCUAUUUACUAGUACUUUAAUACAGGAUAUGUCCGAAAGUAUAGAAGCUUUGGCGCUCGUUCCUUGGCUAAGCGUCUUUGAUUUUGAUAAAAAUAGUCGAGUUGAUGGGUUGCUAUCGAGAAUCGAGGACAGCAUAAAACAGAGGCGAUCGAUAUAUGUUUGUACGUGGAAGGAUCGUCCUCACCUUUCACACCAUGGGACGCAGUGGUGCAUGCUUCGAGGUUCAGUCCAAGAGACAGACAGUCGAACACCUGACAAUGAUAUGAAAUGGAUGUUUCUGAUCAGAGAGAACUAUGAAAAGCAGGUUGUAGAAUUAGCAAAUAUAUCUGAUAAUUACUGUACAUUAACGUUCAUAGUUUUCUGGCCCAGUGAUUUUGAUACAUGUCAGUACAUGUUCAAAGCGCUUUCAAAAAUAGCGGAGCUUAUUGAAAACCCAAACAUUGUUAUCUGUAACAAUGGAAGCGAAAUAUCGACAGAGAGCAAAACACUUCUUGGACUUCUCAAACCUAGGCUUACACUUGUUAAAGAUUUUGAAGAAAUACUUCAAGGGAUAUCCGAUCUGCUAGGUGAAAAAUAUUCAAUUCAAAAUGUAGAUUACAAGCUGCCUACGUUCGAUAAGACAGAUGUUCCAAACAUUGAUGAAUCAAUGGCUGCCAUUUUCAGAGAAGAUUUCGAAAUUCUCUACAUGGACAAUCCUUAUCGCAAAACUCAGGAAAAUGAGAUGACAAUGGAAGAAUUACAUGAAGAAGAAAAACAUUUCUAUCGAGGAGGAAAUCUUCAUUGGGUCGCUCUUUAUCUUGCAGGGGCUGGACAUUUUGACGCAGAACGGGAUCUAACAUUAAAUAUUGUAGGGAGGAUUAAACGACUAUACUUAGAACCCUUUAAAUCUGGCAAAAUCACAAUUUAUCAUGCUCCUGGUGCAGGAGGGUCCACCUUGGGCCAGAGAGUGUUGUGGGAAUUAAGAACCAUAACUCCAUGUGGACAGGUUCGAAUGAGUUCCCAGUCAUCAGUUCAAGAUUUAGUCGAUAGAAUAGAAACACUUUUUGAGAAGACAAAUUUACCAGUCGUCUUGCUAAUUGACGGCGAAGACCAGCAAAAGCUAACAUAUUUGCACAAGCUCCUGGAAAGGGCUCAUUUGAUUGUUAUUUUACUACAUAUAAAGCGUUGUACACAGCCAAAAAAAGCUAACAGUUUAAAAGACACAGAGUUUUGGCUACCUGGUACUGUAUCAUCAAAUGAAGCAAACAAACUGGGAAUAAAAUUUUCAAAACAGUGUGAUACACCGAUAAAGAAAGAUCACAUAGAUAUCCUAGUAAAGGAUGUUUUAGCCGGCAAAGAGCACCUUAUGUAUGAAUUCGGGAUGGAAGCCUUCCUGUCAGAAUUUAAAGGCGUCAGGUCUUUUGUUCACGGCUACCUUCAGCUCGACCAAAAUCCAACUGCAACACUUCUCUCCUGGCAGAAAAUACUUGGAUACUUGUCUUUGGUUUACUACUAUGGUCAAACAUCAAUACCUUGCCAGUUUUUUUCAACGCUGUUGCAGCUCCCACCAAAUUACAAUGUUACCAUGGAAGAUUUCCCAUAUCCAGUUCAGUUGUUCAUUGUUUCAUGCUCAAACGAAAACAGACGAAAUACAAUACGCAUUUGUCAUUAUAUUGUUGCGAAGGAAAUAUUAGAGCACUUGCUUACAUGGAACAAGAAAAAAGGUAGGCAAUGUGGCAGUUCAGGGUUAAGUAUUACUGCUCGAUACGAGCUCUAUGAAUUCCUGACUAUGUUCUUAGAAGACAUCAAGGCAAAGAAAAUUAAAAGCAUAGUGAAAUCAGGGAUCAUUGCAGAUAUCUUACGACGAACACUCAUUUUCAGAGAUAACCAAGACGUUGGAGAUAAUGAAGUGCCUGGCAGGAGGAAACUUUCUCGCCUUAUGGCGGAUAUCGAAUGCAAAGCACCAUACAUGGAAAGGAUUGACAUCUUAAAACGUUUAACUGACAUCUUUCCAGAGGAUGCUAAUUUUCACGCUCACCUGGGUAGAAUGUAUUCCAUUUGCAGUCCAGAGGAUGAAAAGAAAGCUGAAUAUUGCUUUAAUCACGCAGUCGAUUUGUGUAGGAAGAAAAAGGCAGGAACGCCUUACGAAAACUUGGAUGAUAGUACAAAACAUACACUCAAACAUGUUUAUCACAUGUUUGGUAUGUUUUACCUGCAGAGAAUUACUAAAUAUACAGGGAAAUCUCAUGGGGAUAGACCAGAAAUUGUUACACCACCAGACAACUUCGAAAGAAAAAUUAAGGAAUUGCUUCAAGAUGCAAAAGAUGCUUGUUUCUACUUUUCUGAGACAAGAGAAUUGACAAUUUUAAUUGGAUAUGAAGAGGCAUAUGGGUACGUUGGAGAAAUUGCAACAAGAUUGAAAAUCUGUGAAUUUAUUUACAGACAUAUGUCUUUCAAAGAAUUUGAAGAGUUUUUAGAAGUGUCACCAGAGUCAGAAAUCGUUAACUUUGUGACAGAUAGCAUCACUAAAAUCCUUGAACUGUUUUUGCAAUGCUACGGGUGUGUCGAUUCAUCAGAUUUACCACCUGGAUUUUUUAGAUACAUAUUUUGGUAUAACGCACUUUUCAAAUCACAGGCUAAAGAACUUGAGAAGUUGGACAUAACAGAAGACAUAUAUUCCCGACGCCUCCAUGUUGCUGUCAUCAAGCUUAAAUACGGCAAAGAUGAAUCGCUUGGGACCCUAGAAACAAUAUCUUCAAAAUCCGACAUUGAAGAUAUCGUGCGUAUCUGUGAAAAGAACUUUAAAGAAGCAGAUCAGGGUGGGAUCACUCCGAUAAGAAGUGCCAUUGACCUUGAAUACAAAGAUUGGCUCAAUGCAAUCCGGCAUAACAAAUUUACGGAAACAUAUUGCACCGCAGAUGUAUUACGACGAGUUCGUCAUUGGCAUGAUAUAUUGAAAAGUCCUAGUUCGAAAUUUUACCUGUUUAUUCUUCUGAGCAUACUUGGCUUUGGGUAUUCAGAAGAAACAUCACCCAAUGAUGAAAUGCUUCGGGAGGCAAAUGAAUUGCUUGAGCAACUGCGGAAAGGAAGCAGAACGUUAGCUAAACCAAGACGUCCAAGAGAAUGGUAUGGUAAAGGACAUGGCAUAAAAUGUCUCAUACCAAGUUGGAAAGUCGGCCAUAGCGGAGAGGACCGAGUGAAUGCCAGAGAUUGUACUAACAUCCAUUUAGCUGUAUUCAAGGGGACCAUAACCAGACCGCACACGCAGAGGCAAACGGGCUACAUCAAAAUGGAUCUCGGUGACAAUAAGUACCCCGUUCGGGUAUUUUUUAUUCCCGUGAGAGCAAAAGAGCCGCUUGUUGGGAGUCGUUAUGCCGGCGAACGUGUUGAAUUUGUUUUAGCUUUCACCUACGCUGACGGAUAUGAGGCAUACGACGUGGCGCUGUUGAAGAAGUAUCACUGCUUUAACUGCAAUAGGAAUGUCGAAAUUACAAGCGACAAGUUUUCUGUCCUUUGUAAAUGUGGACAGUUUGUAACAAAGUCAGACAACAAGUUUCCUUAAACAACUGAGGGUAUUUUGACUGUGUUCAAUGUGGUUGUGUUCGGGUUUGCGUUUUUGAUAUACGGUUGUAUCAAGUUAUAAGCUUGGUGACAAUGACAAAUAGGGUCGCUAUGUCUCUAAUUUGGUCAUUGUAAAAGGAUACCUCCAAAAUACAUUGAAUGGUACGCUCGAAAAAAGUACUUGUUGAACUUGGAGGAUAUUUUUCUGUAAAAUGAAUAGUUGAAUGGAGAGUGUACUUUUAGACUAUGAUAAAUUGAAUUUAGAAGCCACUGUUAGCAUUUAAAGUGCAUGAACUCUGGUGGUUUAUAUGACUUUUUCGGUCAAUGCUUGUUAUAUCUGUCUGUCUGUCUGUUAGUUACAUUUUAAGGAGGUAUACUACAUCAUCAUAAUGGCUGACUUCCUUUUAAAACAUGACUGGAAAUAUAAAUAGCAACAAUAUUUGCCUAUUCCAUUUAGAUUUCAUUGCCUAGAUGAGUAGCUCAAUCGGUUAACAUGCUGAUAUGUUCAAAUCCAGCAGGGGUUUUAAUUUUUUCAGAUUACCUCUACUAUAGCUGCAUCUUUGGACUGAAUAAAGUAGAUUUAAACGUUUUCAAUAUCAAUAUAUUGUCGUGCAUACCCUCCUCUUUUCAUCAACAUUACAUUUCCGGUGUAGAAUUAUAGACUGCAAAAACCAAGACCCCCUGUCACAGCAGGUGCGAUAAAGACCCCUCCAUGCUCAAAGACCGUAAGCACCGGGCAUAGCCCUAAAUUUUACAGCCCUUUGAACAUCGGCAAUGGUCAUGUCUCAAAUUCUCGAACGGGACGAUAAACAAUAUACAACCAGCCAACAUUCCUCCUUAUGAUUCCGACCAUAGAAUGACAUGGACCGGAUAUUCAACCAACGGUUCUAACAACUACAGAGAGGAACAUCAUGUGAUGGGGAAAAUAAACAAAAUAUUGGAAUUGAGUAAUUUUCAACUCUUUUUUUUAUUGAUGCAAUGGGCUAAAAGGAAAUUUUUUAAUCAGAUGUACAUACAAAGUUAAAAUGACGGUCAUUGAUGCUCAAUGAUUUACAUAGAAAACACUCGGAAUUAAGGAGAUACGACAUACCAAAGAAAAUUGUAUCAGAGGAAAUGCGGUAUUUAUUCACAAUAAUAUUUUAAAAUUGAAAACUUUGAUCAGAAACCUGUUAUAUAUGUCUCUGCUUUAAUCUACUUUAUUGAGCGAAAAAUAUUUGCAGUUAUAGUAAAAUCUUUAAAUACUGAAAACCUCUUUAAGUUUUUUGAUCACCAACUGAGCUAGCCAGCUAUGUAUGUAAAACAAUAUAAAAGGAUAAAUUAAUCAUGAUUGAUACUUCCGGUAUUUAUGUAAAUUUUCUGCUUCGAACAAAAGUGAGCCAUUAUGACGAUGUGUUUUUCAUCUUUAAAAUUGUCUGUUCUUGGACUUCGUAUCUAAGAUCGGCAAUUUUCAGGAUUGAAACUCGGGUGAACGUCGUAGUGCUUGUUACGUUACGAAAUUUGUAAAGGUGUCCUAAAGAAGUAAGCACGUUUUUACUCCUUAGUUGCACAUAUUCAGAAUGAUUUCUGUGAUUUGAAAUCGAACCUUUCAGAUUUGCCUUAGGUGUUACAUACAUAUGUAUAUAUUUUGCCUUAUUCUGGUUGUAAUUAAUACAACUAUUACUCGUUUUAUUAGAAACUUGUAUAUUUCUAUGGUGCUCCAUCAUCGUUAUAUAUUGUCCGUCUGUACAAAGUUUUCCCACUGUAUCGGACAUCAUUGAGGUAAUUAAUCAAUCGUGGUUAAAAAUUAAAUUCCAUGUGGUGAAAUUUAUUCAAAAUUUAGAAUCCGUUUUCAUCAUUUAAAAAUAAGUUUGUUGGUAGCAAGUGACCCUGAAUAGUAUUUUUUUUUUAUCGUUAAUAUAUAUAUUUUUUAUCUCUUGAUGGUUAAUGAAUUGGUCAGCAAGAUCAAUCCAUACUGCAUGCUAAACAUGUAUAUAAGAUAACAAUUAUACAGUAUGGUUUUAAAUGUCAAUGUUUAUAUCUAUAACAGAAUAGAGUUUAAUGUUUUGUGAUGAAUUUAAGUCACACUUGUUUCUGAUUUACACGAUAAAGAUGAUGAACAGCUUUACAUCUCUGGUAAAAAGUCAUUGAUAUUGAAAAUAUUUUUGUCCGCAUAGGAAAUGUAGCGCUCAACUUUUGUACCAAUAAUGUUGCAUGCGUUGGAUUUGAAAAAUGUGCCUUCACAUAAACAUAUGAGAGUUA
Molecule: messenger RNA, 7434 nt
Organism: Ostrea edulis (European flat oyster)
Lineage: Eukaryota; Metazoa; Mollusca; Bivalvia; Ostreida; Ostreidae
Exons: 5
Coding region: 386-5197 (1603 amino acids)
Cellular component (GO): cytoplasm
Source: RefSeq, a predicted model, not a curated record